UGUAAUGUGAUUUAAAACCUUGAGAGGUGGAGUCUAAUUUUGCAAAUGUGAAUCACCCAAUCCAAGGGGUGUUAAGCUAAGCAUAAGCUGCUUCCAAAUCAAAUCAGUGAGUGGAACAAGAUGGUGAGAUUAAACCUGUAAGGAAGAGGGCAGUCAUAUUGUCUUUGCGGCGGCGGUGGGCUCAUUUCAUCUUCUUCAAAUCGGCAAGUUUUCAGCCCUUCGACUACCCAGUUUGUUUCUACAAUAUCUGCAUUUACUCAAUUGAAAUUUCAGUUGGCAAUAUAAAAAUUCAUCUAAGUACAUAGCUUGUUGGAGAGAUGGAGGCAUCUGUGACUGGGGGCAAGGAGGAGGACAACAAAAACAACAAUGUGGCAACAGGGUACAGCAGCAACAAUGUCAAGAAGGCAAGAUUGCAGUCAACAAUGGCCACCCUCCUUAAUGAUCCUAUCCUCACAGACGUACCAAAGAAACCAACACUAUCGGAUGUCGAUAAUCUCAUCAGUUUGGAGCUUGGCAGCGCCAUGCGCAUUUCCAUCCUUAAAUUAGAUGGCACUUCCCUCGAUGUGGUGGUGAUGAAUUCUACGAAUGUGAAGGAUUUGAAAAUGGCAAUAAAGAGGAAAACUAAUGACAUGGAGCAGUCCAAGAUGGGUCAUCGGCACAUUUCUUGGAAGCAUGUUUGGGCAAACUUUUGUCUCUCGUACCAUAAUGAGAAGUUACUUGAUGACAACUCUGCCCUUCAGGAUUAUGGCAUUCGUAACAAUUCUCAGGUGCAAUUUGUUCCUUACGUCAUGUCGAGGACUUCUCAAAGACAUUCAAGGAGGAAGAGAAAACACAGUUUCUUUCACGGUCUCAACAAAAUUGCCUAAAAACCAAUGUUCACUUCACCUCAAGAUGUUGCAUCCUAUAGCUGAUAGCCGAUUUUUCCUACAUAUGUGGGCAAAGAUCCCCGGUGUGAGAGGCAAGGUAGAUAGGCUUUUCAUGUUCAUUGUUUAUAUAAAAUUUCGACAUUGUAUUGACAUAAUUGUUUGACAAAAUAUUACUCGGAACUUUUUCAUUUGCAGCAUUCAAUGUCCAAUGAAAAAUAAUAACCUUUUUUCUUUAUAGGAUUAGAAGGAAAUAUUCUAUGCGGCAGAAUGAAACUAGUAGAUGUAAUGAUUUUACAAGAGGUCGACCAAAUUGUAGGAAACACUUGCACAUUUCAAAUGCCA
Molecule: messenger RNA, 1208 nt
Organism: Camellia sinensis
Lineage: Eukaryota; Viridiplantae; Streptophyta; Magnoliopsida; Ericales; Theaceae
Product: Ubiquitin-like superfamily protein
Biological process (GO): mRNA splicing, via spliceosome
Source: RefSeq, a predicted model, not a curated record